Messenger RNA from Pteropus alecto (black flying fox), 8446 nucleotides. It is a transcript of the gene EXO1, whose product is annotated as exonuclease 1. The record is from RefSeq and is a predicted model, not a curated record. Gene Ontology annotation, biological process: DNA recombination; mismatch repair. Gene Ontology annotation, molecular function: DNA binding; 5'-3' DNA exonuclease activity; 5'-flap endonuclease activity. The transcript is spliced from 15 exons. Lineage: Eukaryota; Metazoa; Chordata; Mammalia; Chiroptera; Pteropodidae. Gene Ontology annotation, cellular component: nucleus. The coding region runs from base 687 to 3236 and encodes 849 amino acids.
AAGCGGAGCCGGCGUCGCGGAGCGGCACUCUGACGUCACUUCCGCUGGGCGGGCUGCGGGCCAUCCCGCGCAAAUUGAAAGGUGUGUCUCUUCGAGCCCUCUAAGUUCCGCUGCUCCCGCUUCCCCAUGAGAGUCGGGGGCGUUGGAGACGGGUUUCGGAGCCCCUACCAGGCUGCCCUUCCCGAAAAGUGAGCGGAGCAGGCCGCGCGGAGACUAGGCCAAAGGAAACGUGUCUUCUGGAAUGGGCUUGCGGGCCGCUCCUCGCUCCUGCACACCCGUAUGAGAUGGAGGAAUAGGGAGGGAGGGUAAUGAAGUUGUUGCCUCAGGCGGUCUCCUUGAGAUGCUGUGUGCCACGUGGCACUCAGUCAUUCUUACUGUGCUCACGAGGAAAUAUUUAUUCGAGGAUAUUUACCUAGCUUAGAAGAAACAUGUUUCCUCAAAUGUAUACUAUGUCAGUUUUCCUCAGUGUGAAAAGAAACUCUUUAAGAGACUAAUUGUUCUCAUACUGUGGCUUGGGGACCACCUGCAUCCAAAGUACCUGCCGUGUUUAAAAUUCAGAAUCCUCCACCAAGCUCCACAGCUAGUAAAUUACGGUAUGUAGAAGUGGAGUUGAACCUGCGAACUGCUGAAAUUCGACAACUGCUGGACUAGAACAUCAGAGCUUGCUCAACGGUUAACUUGCCACAAUGGGGAUACACGGAUUACUGCAAUUUAUCAAAGAAGCUUCUGAACCCGUCCACGUGAGGAAGUAUAAGGGGCAGGUAGUAGCCGUGGACACAUAUUGCUGGCUUCACAAAGGAGCUGUUGCUUGUGCCGAACAACUAGCCAAAGGUGAACCUACCGAUAAGUAUGUAGGAUUUUGUAUGAAAUUUGUAAAUAUGUUACUGUCUCACGGGAUCAAGCCUAUUCUUGUAUUUGACGGAUGCACUUUACCUUCUAAAAAGGAAGUGGAGAAGUCUAGAAGAGAAAGACGACAAGCCAAUCUUCUUAAAGGCAAGCAGCUUCUCCGUGAGGGGAAAGUCUCAGAGGCCAGAGAGUGUUUCGCCCGUUCCAUCAACAUCACGCACGCUAUGGCCCACCGAGUGAUCAAGGCUGCUCGGUCUCAGGGAGUAGAUUGUCUCGUGGCACCUUACGAAGCGGAUGCACAGUUGGCCUAUCUUAAUAAAGCUGGUAUUGUACAAGCUAUAAUUACAGAGGACUCUGAUCUGCUCGCUUUCGGCUGUAAAAAGGUGAUUUUAAAAAUGGACCAGUUUGGAAAUGGACUGGAAAUUGAUCAGGCUCGGCUCGGAAUGUGCAGGCAGCUUGGGGAUGUGUUCACAGAAGAGAAGUUCCGUUACAUGUGCAUUCUUUCAGGCUGUGACUAUCUCUCGUCACUGCGUGGGAUUGGAUUAGCAAAGGCCUGCAAAGUACUAAGACUAGCCAAUAAUCCAGAUAUUGUCAAGGUUAUCAAGAAAAUCGGACAUUAUCUCAGGAUGAAUAUAACAGUACCAGAAGAUUACAUCAAGGGAUUUAUUCAGGCCAACAAUACCUUCCUUUAUCAGCUAGUUUUUGAUCCCAUCAGAAGGAAACUCAUCCCUCUGAAUGCCUAUGAAGCCGAUAUUGAUCCUGAAACACUAAGCUAUGCUGGGCGAUAUGUUGAUGAUUCUAUAGCUCUUCAAAUAGCACUUGGAAAUAAAGAUAUAAAUACUUUUGAACAGAUAGAUGACUAUAAUCCAGACACUGCUGCGCCUGCCCAAUCAAGAAGUCAUAGUUGGAAUGACAAAGCAUGUCAGAAGUCAUCUCGUGUUAAUAGCAUUUGGCAUAGGAAUUACUGUCCUAGACCUGAGCUAGGUAUUGUUCCAAAUGCUACAAGAUUGAAGGAAAAUCCAAGUACCGUGGGCAUCGAGCAGGUGAUUAGCACUAAAGGGUUAAAUCUUCCAAGGAAGUCAGCCAUUGUGAAGAGACCAAGAAGUGAACUGUCAGAAGAUGAUCUGUUGAGUCAAUAUUCUCUUUCAUUUACAAAGAAGACCAAGAAAAAUGGUUGUGAAGGUACCGAAUCACUGAACUCUUCCAAAAUAUUUAUUCCUGACCCGGUAGAUGGAAUUACUAUUAAAAAAAGCUUAAGCACACCGCCUACAACAAGAAAUAAAUUUGCAGCAUUUUUACAGAGAAAAAAUGAAGAAAGUGGAGCAGUUGUGGUGCCAGGGACCAGAAGCAGGUUUUUUUGCAAUUCUCUGGAUUCUAUGCACUGUGUAUCAAAGAAAGCAGAAAACCAGCCUUUAGAUGAAACUGCUGUCACAGAUAAGGAGUCCACUCCAAAUGAAGCAGAUUGUCUAGAUGGCAAGAAGCUGAUUGAUGAGAAUGUAGCAGAUUGUCUAGAUGGCAAGAAGCUGAUUGAUGAGAAUGUAGCACAUAAUUCAAGUGAUCAGAUUCCAGAGACUGUACCUGUGGUUGCCGAUGACAACUCUCAGGCUUUUACGACCAGCAAAUCUAGCAAAUUCACGAGGACCAUUUCACCACCCACUUUGGGAACCCUAAGAAGUUGUUUCAGUUGGCCUGGAAGUCUUGGAGAAUUUUCAAGAACUCCGAGCCUCUCCCCAAGCACUGCAUUGCAGCAGUUCCAUAGGAAGGGUGACUCCCCCAGCUCUCAGGAGGUAUCUGAUGUAUCUCAGGUGAAGAGUGAUGGGUCAGGUGAUGAAGCUCAUCCCUUACACAAAGUAGAUUUGUCUUCACAGUCUCAGGAAAACAUAGAAUUAUCACCAUGCAACUUAAAUGCAUCAAAACUUUCUCAGCCUUGUAAUAAGGAUUCUGAUUCAGAGGAAUCUGAUUAUAAUUUUAAGUCACUUGAUAAUCAAGGUAAUCAGAAAUCCAAGCUACAUUUAUCUCAUUCUUUGAAAAAAGACACACUCCUAAGGAACAAGGUACCUGGGCUAUAUAAAUCUAGUUCUAUAGACAAUCUUUCUACAACCAAGAUCAAACCUCUAGCACCUGCCAGAGUCAGUGGACUGAGCAAGAAGCCAGCAAGCGUGCCGAAGAGAAAGCAUCAUAAUGCUGAGAACGAGCCAGGAUUACAAAUAAAAAUCAAUGAGCUCUGGAAAAAUUUUGGAUUUAAAAAAGAUUCUGAAAAGCUUCCUUCCUGUAAGAAACCAGAUCCCCUGUCUCCGAUCAAAGAUAAUAUCCAGCUCACUCCAGAAACAGAAGAAGACAUAUUUAACAAACCUGGAUGUGCGCAUGUUCAGAGAGCAGUACUCCAGUAAACACGGGCAGCGGGGAGGCGCUCACCUGCGGAGACUUCUGUCCAUUUGAAGUCCGGUUUGGCCGUGAGGCAGUUACCAGUCUGAAAGAUUUGUUCUUGGAUUUAUGCCGUUUUUUUAAACAGUACAUUUUGUAUAUUAACUGUGUAAUCAUUUCUUACAUUUAGCUUUUUAUAUUUUCAUAAGGAGCUAACUAGAGAAAUCAUUUUAUUUUUGACAGUUUUGAGAAAUUUUAAUAUUAAUUGAGCAUGUCUCCUGGAAUUUAUAAAACUUUACUCAAAAGAUUUCUGUAACAUUGUCAAAUAUAAGGAUGGUAGAUGGAAAACCACACUCUGUAAUCCUUUUAUCCUAGGGGAAAUCAUUGCAUUUCUUUAAAUUUUUCCACCUGCCUUUCCUGUCUUUCAGGCUUGAAUUGAAAAUAAAGUUUCUGGGACAGGUGGGGGAGUUGGGAGCCUUAGAGACCAUCGCACAACUGGGACAGAGCUCUGCUACCCCUAAAGAGUGGGGUGCAGACUGACGGUAAAAGGAAGUUGCUUUUAGCCUUGUGUGAAAGGAAGUACUUCUUAUAUCAUUAACAUUCGUAAACUUCAAAAUAGCCUUUUGGAAAUAUGUCUUUAUUGAAGCAUGGGCUAAAAGUUUCUUAACAUAUGUUUAAAACGAGUGACCUGGAUGUGAUGUAAGAUGCUAAAGUGGCAAUGUCUAUAAUAUGUAUACUGUACAGAGAAAUAGGCAGACACCUGGGAAGAGAACCAGCUGUGCACAUGACGCUCUGAAGUAAGGCUGUGAAGAUCCGACCUGCAGUACAGAAUUAUUACAGAAGAUGAAGGGACCCAGAGUGUUUUAAUUUUAAAUGAGACUUAAUAGAGGAUUCUUGGAUAAAGAGGUCAGAAUGGAACAAAAAGAACAUUGUAAGAAACAGCAUAAAAUUUUAAAAAGGAAAAAAAAAAUAACCAAUCUGGAAAAGACCAAAUCCAAAGAACAGAAGCAAACAAGAAUUUUCUGUGAAUGUUUCCUGCUAGGGAACAUUAAGAAUGUUAAUCAAACAUUGUCAGCAACUGUGUAUCUUCUUACCCAUUUAAAAUGACAGAAAAGGAGUAAAACAUACUAUAAAUCCAUAAAGCUUAACAGAAGAAGAAGAGGCAUCAGGCAAGGAGACAGGUGUAUAAGUGCCAAGUGAUAGAGCAUAGGUCACUUCUGCAGUGGCAGGAGCCACAGGAGGUAGAAGUUCACAUGGGUUCAUUACCUGGAGAUGUCAUGCAUGUUCCUCUAGAAGCAAGGCUGAAAAUGGGAUUGGCUGAAAGUAUUUAAAAUUAAUGUGGAAGAAGGAGACAAUGGCAGCAGCACCAUUUUUUAAUCAAUUCCUCACAACUGGAUAGCAAAUCAAUAACCUAUGAACAUUACAACAAAUGUAGGUUACAGGAUGUCCUUAGAUCCCAAAAUAUACAGAGGUGAAGACAAGCCACCAACAGCUGCAAGAGCACAGGAUGGCACUGGCAUCUAUUCAGGAGCAGAGGGAAGGAACAGGACAUCUAGUGGACGCGAGAAGGGAACUCAAGAAUAGCCAUCGAGGCACACAGCAGGCCACGUCAGAAACGGCGUUCGAAACAGGCUCUGCCCGCUCUGCUGGUGCGUGAGUGCGAGAGCCUGCAGGAACGUCUGGAGGGCUGAAGCGGUCGAGUCCGUUUGAACUAUUGAAACCGAUUUACCAAGGCUUGCUUCUAGGAAAGAGUCCCCCACAGAAGAGAAACUGCUGGGAGUUUAACCAAAAUUAAGCUCCAGAGAGACAGUAGAGACGAAGGAAGAGAGGUUAAGACAGAAGGGGAAGAAAGAACGCUGCCGAGGAAGUUCAGCACAAUACCGUUUAUGAACACUUAAGAAACUUAAGUUCGAGAAUCUCCCAUAGGCCAUGCUUCCUUCUCAGAGUUUUAAGAAAAUUAAUUUUACUUCAAAGGAAACUACAGAAAAAAAUUAGGUCAAUCUCUUACAUAGUUACUAUAAGAAAAAAAAAGCAGAAUAACAUCUUUACAGAUCACGAAAAUCUACCAGAAAUUUCCAAAUUUCUGUUCGGUCAAAACUAGUUUGUUUGAAAAUGUGCUAAAAGUUGUUAAAAUGAUACAGGUAAAGGAAAUGUAGAAUUGGAAAACCUCAGAAAUAAGGUAAACUCAAGAAAGCAUUAGAAAUAAGUAUUUCAGAAAUGAAGACUGAACUAAAUAGGUAAAAAUCAAAAAAUGGGACAAAAAAGACAAAGAUUAGGAAGUGACAGAUAUUGAAGAUCAGAAUGGAAUGUCCAAUAUACAGAUAAUCGGAGUUUGAGGAAAAAGACAACUAUAAUUUCGGAAAACUUUACUAAUUUAAGAUUUAAGAUUAUCUCUAAAGUGUACUCUCAUACCUAAGAUUAUUGAUCCAAGCAAGACAGCCAACAGCAAGACAAAAUAGCCAGAGAAAUAGACUGAUGGUAGGCAUUAAACUUAUAGUCGCUUCUACAAUUAAAAAUUAGAGUUAAGAGAGAAAGAGUAUGGUAUGCACUGCCUAUAUGUCCAUGUGACAGGUAGUACAACAGAAAAGCGUAUCGGGAACUUUCUGUUAGCUGGUGGUAGUCUGAUAGUUUUGUUAUUUUAGGACUUGUGUGUAUAAGGUGGAUUAGAAUAAAUGAAUAUAGAAUAUUUUAACAUCCCCAGUUUGAGAACCAGGAUUCUUGGUGCGGGAAAAAGGAGAUACAGUAUACAGAAGAGGUUAAUUACAAGUUCCUGUAAUUAUGAAUUUGAAUUGGAAAUGCUAAUAGAAACUUAAGAAUAUAUAAAAUAUAUGUGAAUGUGCGUGCACUGUAUAUGUGUACAUGUGCGCACUACAUGUAUAUAUGCACAGAAGAGACCUAGAAAAAAAGUGACUAAUACUAAGGAGCAUUCCUACUACUCAGCUUACAGUCUUAAAACACCAUUUUUUUACUAAAAGAAACUAGAGCUUCUUGGAAAAACAGCCUGGCAGGAAGUGUAAAAGAUAAGCCUGCAAUAUCUUUUAAAACAGUACCUGUCACUAGUAUAGGCUGGUAUAUGAUUUCAAAGUGAUUUAGGGGCCUACUUGAAGAGCCUCCCUCUGCAAACACGGGAAAAUUCGAUCUUGAAAAAGGAUAAUUGCAAUUUAAGGAAACCCAUCAUAAAAGUAUUAUAGAUAAUCGGCCGCCUUCAGGGUGAUAGAGUACCAACUCAUCCAGAAAAUAAAGGCGAAAUAUCAAGCAUCAUCCAGAAAAUAAAGGCAAAAUAUCAAGCAUCUUCCUGUCUUUCCUCUGAACCGUACCACUGGGUAACCAAACAGCAGAUGAAGAAGAAAAAGAUCUUUUUAGUGUUCUAAUAAUGAAAAAGAAAUGAGAGAAUCUCACCAUUUUACAACUCCAGUGGAUUAAUGGAUUUAGACUUUGAGCAUCAGCUGCUGCUAAUAUCACAACAGUCGACAGACACCCAGACAUGCUAUGCCUUGAGGAAGGAAGCCAGCGCCCUCUACCGUCUCGCCAGUAGACGAGCUGCGUGUGAUCCUUGGCAUCUGCUGGCAAAGUGCAGGAGACAGGACAGGAACUUGUGAGCCUGUAGCACCAGGCUGUGCUCUGCUCAGUCCAGACUAAGUUACACGCUAAAUGCCCUAGGAUUUUCAACAGGUAGAUUGUAAGGACAGGGACGGAGGGAAAGUCCAUAUUAAAAAAUGACAAAACUAAACUGGAUCAUGUAGGAACGCAUGCUUGGUGAAAAUAGAGAUAUACAAAAAAGUGAUUACUAAAAUUUAGGAUAGUGGUUACUCUAGGGGAGGGGGAGAGCACUGAUUAGGACAAAGCACAUGUCCUUCAGGGUAUUCUGGGAGUGGCUGGCAAAGGCUUUUUUGGUGGCCUGGGUAUGUUAUGACAGGGUUUGUCUUACUUAACAUAGCUUAUUAAGCUACCCAUGUCAUGAGGUAAGCUAUUAGCCUUAUAAUAACUUAAGCCAUUUAGCUGUUUUGUGUGUUUUUUUUUCUAUUUUCUGUUUUACAAUAAUUUUUUUAUAAUAUUUUAUCAAAUUGAAGAUGUAAUUGAUUGUGAGAAGCACCAUUUUAUGUACCAUCGAAAGAAAAAAAUCCAUUAUAUUGACACUAUCGACUUUAAGACACAUUUUUUUUCAAAAUGUGACAAUGUGUACCUUAGGGUAGAUGAAAUGCAGCAGUUAGACACCACAAAUCCUGUACCUCAUGCUCAAAAUCAAGUAUCCUCACUUCCCAAAGCCUUGAAGUUUACUCUGUGGGCAGCUGGCACCAGACAGCCUCUGAUCUUAAAGGACAUGAAGCACAGCUGUGGAAAAGAAGGGGUAACGUGAAGAUACUGGGGAGGGUGAUGCCCGGGCCCAUUUUCUUACGUAGCUCCCAGUUGUCUCUCUUCUCCUUUGGGGAUUCCAGUUGCACUGUGUUGGGCUGCUCACAUCCCUCCACAGCUCUGAGUGCUGUUCACUUUCCAUUCCGUUUUUCAGUUCGGGUAAUUUCUGUUAGCCCAUUUUCAAAUUUUCCAGUCAUUGGCUCUUCCUCUCUGUUAUUGUUUGUUUGUUUUCAUUUCUAGUAUUUCUAUUUUACUCAUAGUUUUUAUUCCUCUACUGACAUCCCCCAUCUGCUCUCGCAUAUUAUCCGCCUCUUCCACUAGAACAUAUUAACCAUGACUAUUUUAAAUUCCUUUUCUACUAUUCCCAACAUCUGAAUUUGGUUCUGUAUCUUAUGUCUUUGGCACUGUUUUCUUUUUCCUUGUUUUUGCCUCAUAGUUUUUGAUUCAGUGCCAUCUCCGUUGAUACACAACAGGAGUAACAAGUGGCUGAUGUUCACGCCUGGAAGUGGCCGUGCCGCUCCUCCCGCUAGCGGGUUAGAGGGGUCUGUUAGUAGAGCCUGGUCAGGAGUUUAACUGCGUCGGGUUUGUUGCUACGAUUAUAGGCGCACCACCCACUUCAGGCUCCUCUGGUGUCACCUUGUGGUUGGGUGGGGGCUGUGGUGCCAGAAUCGUUUGGCUACUGUUGUUUUCUUCAGUGUUGCUGCUCUAACCUGUUUCCAGCCUUCCUCGUGCGCCUGUGGUUGGAAGUGCUCUCUCCCUGCCCGUGCCCCUCUCCAGCAGCUGGCUGCUGUUGCUUACAAUUUGGUGUUUAAUGACUAGAAGUAGCCGUGAGGGUAAUACUGUUAUUAAACGUGUCAAUUAUAAUAAAUUUUACAAUCCACGA